UUUCUAUGCUUAACAUUUUUCAACAAAUUUCACAAGUUCUUCUCAAGUUUUCCGAUUUUCCUUCUUCGCCAAAUUUAUUCUGGUUGCUCAGAAGUUAAGGGAGAGAAGAAGGUUUUAGACUUUAAUGAAGUCAAAAUGUUUAUGGAAAAUAUGGAAUUUUUUGGCAGCUCAGUAAGUGAGAAACUUGAUUCUUGCUAUUUUUUGGGGUUCAAACAAGGAUCAGAAUUUGAGAAAUGUCAAAAGAUUAUCAAGAAUUUUGAUGAAAAUCAAGAUGAAAGAAUUGAAUCAUUGAAUUUAUUAAUACUAUUAUUUAAGGGAAACCACUUUUGCUGA
Molecule: messenger RNA, 333 nt
Organism: Medicago truncatula (barrel medic)
Lineage: Eukaryota; Viridiplantae; Streptophyta; Magnoliopsida; Fabales; Fabaceae
Exons: 2
Source: RefSeq, a predicted model, not a curated record